CUGCUGCCGGCGAGCGCGCGAUGUGCAUACCGACCGCGGCCUGCGACGCUGCACCCGAGGGACACACAUGAUCCGCUAACACAUUCCUACUUAUUACGUACUGUGACCAAAGUGUUGUGCUGUGAGGAUUUAUUACUAUUAUAUUCAUAUUUAUUCCGGUUUACACAAACAAGCUAAGAGGACUUCUAUUAUAUUUAAGACCACAACACACAUGACUCCAUAGUCUUCAAGAUGGUGGACACACAACACUUCUGCCUCCGGUGGAACAACUACCAGAGCAGCAUCACCAGCGCCUUCGAGAACCUACGGGAUGACGAAGAUUUCGUCGAUGUCACUCUCGCCUGUGACGGCAAGAGUUUGAAGGCCCAUAGAGUGGUCUUGUCGGCUUGCAGCCCGUAUUUUAGGGAGCUGUUAAAGUCAACACCAUGCAAGCACCCAGUGAUCGUGCUCCAAGACGUGGCGUUUACUGAUCUUCACGCGUUGGUGGAGUUCAUCUACCAUGGAGAGGUGAACGUGCAUCAGAGGAGCCUGUCUUCAUUCCUCAAGACAGCUGAGGUGCUUCGAGUGUCGGGGCUCACGCAUAAUGAUAAUGCUCAGGGGCCACUACUGCAGCCGAUGCGGGCUCCGUCAACGACUUCCCCGCACACGCCGCCCCACUCAGCCCACAGCACGCACAUCAGCCACGCGCCAUCCUACGACCGCCUGGAGGAAGCCCUGCUGCAGCCCACAUCCUCCAGCGUGCAGCAGCUCAUGCGCCGUACCCCUCUCCCGCCGCGCCGCCUCAGCCGCUCCGCCGACAACAGCCCUGACGUCAUCAAACGCCCCCGUCACGACAACAACAACGAACAACCCCAGAUCCAUGCUACCGACUUUUCCACCAAGAACAAUACUCAUAGUCGCCAUGAGACGGGAAACAACGGGAAUGGCAUUUCCAACAGCAGCUCGUCCCCUUCUCCCCGGCUGAUCGAUGAAGUGAAGAAUGAGCCGAUUGAUAUGUGUCCGUCUUCGAACCCGGAUAUUGAUAGGAGCACGGAUGAUACGCCGCCUCAUCAUCAUAGACCACUUGGAGGGGGCCCGCCGUCCCGCGGCAGCUCGGCCGAUGCUGAGGAGUGCACGCCGCCACCGCACCCGCCGCCUUUCAUACAGCCUCCGGAAACCAAGCUCUUCAACCCGGCGAAUACAUACAACUUUCCCAUGGACGCACUGACGCAUCCCUCUUUGACUGGUCUGCAAAGUCCAUUGACUCCGGACGGCAUCGCAAGUACUUCCCAAGCAGUACCGCCCCUCCGUAUGCCCCCGCCCACCGCCGGCGGUAUCAACGAGCCCCAAGAGUGUCCUUACUGCCGCAGGACAUUCUCUUGUUACUAUUCCUUGAAACGACACUUCCAAGACAAGCACGAGCAGUCGGACACGCUGUACGUGUGCGAGUUCUGCCACCGGAGGUACCGGACCAAGAACUCGCUGACGACGCACAAGAGCCUGCAGCACCGCGGCUCCAGCGGCAUGCUCAAGCGGCUGCUGAAGACGUCGGCGCUCCACUCGGCGCUGGCGCCCUCGCCGCACCACCUGUUCGACCUGGGUGCCGAGCACGGCCCGCAGCUGCCGCCCGGCCUGCAAUGACCUCAGACCAUGGCCUAGACCCCGGGCACAGCUCCCCGUUGCGAAUACUCCUGGCCUGCUCGCCAGGCCUAUUCGUAACGCGGCUCGACACUCGCGCUCACGACAUGGACGGCAUCAUAUGUGCAAUAUAACGGACAAUGCCAAAACAAUGCAGGACUAUGCCGCAUUUAUGGUUAAUCGUAUUAUAAUUAGUUAAAUAUUGACGUUAGGGUUAAAAAUUACAUAAACAGUAUUGUCGCACGCGACUGCUAGGAGUCGUUUAGUGUACGCUUCGAGGAUCGGACUUCGCUUUGUGACUAGUUCGUAACAGUCGCGAGUUACGCCAUUUUCUAGUGAAAAUGUUCCAACAGUGUUCAAUAUGACAAUGUAAUCCAGAGCAAUACUAAAGUAUUAAUAUUUCUAGUACUGCCAAAAUUAUGCCAACUGUAUUCUAAAAUGAAAUACAUUUUUUAAAAUCACUUUUCGAUAAAUGUCUAGUGUCAAAUUAGAUUCGAUAACUGUACAAAAUGAGAACGUACAAAUUUUAAACCGUAAAUAUUAAAAGAAAUGCAAAGAAAAUAUUUUUUAAAGAAACUUUUUUCGGAACGCCAAAUCUAAAUUAAUUAAAAUGAUACAGAUUAUUUAGCGGUUAAUUACAAAAAUGUUUAGAUUAAAAGUAAAAAAAAAAAAUGUUGAUGUUGAGUAAAAAAAAUUAAAGACUUCUUAGAAUCUGAUUUCGAAAGUACAAAAUUUAACGUCUAACAAUAUCUAAUCUAUGUGCGUUUGGCUUCAAUAAUAAAUAAAUGAUUAUGAUCAAUGUGUAAGUAGCCGUGCCUUCGUUCGUCUUCGAAAUAUUAAUGGAUGAAUUUCUGAACUGACGAGGAGUAAAGGCAAGUGACGGUUCACGGACGAAUCAAAGUUGGCGGUGACGUUUCGAAAAGGGAAAAUGCUCUAGGGUUGCCACGCUCCGGUGGGAUCCUUGAAUACAGGGUCAAGAGUGAGUAAACAGACGUAGGAAAUAGAGGCGCUGGGUUGCCAGAAAGUGGGUCUUCGAAAAGCAGUUCGACGAUCGUAUACGUGUGCAUGAUUACAAAUCAUGAAACAAAAUCAAACAUUUCUUCUGUAUAGGAAUACGUAGACUUUAGGUAUUAAUUAAUAGAAUUAUAUUUAACCUGUAUCCAUUUUCGGAUUUCUCUCUAUGAGUGUAUAGUGGUUCUUAUUUAAAUGUCGACCAACGUAGCUGAUGUCUCGUUAUUGAAAAUUUAUUAGAUUAUUAUUAUAUUAUUCUCAAAAAAAAUCUUAGGAUUACCUAACCAUAAGAUGGCUGCAAAUUGUAUAAAAAUUUAUUUUAUUUACUUAUAUCGUAGAAAAUUGCUUGCGAACCGCGUUUUUCAGGUAACACGACAUAUCUAUUCAGGGUGUUUCAAAACGUAACUCGAUAAUAUCUUCAAUCGCGACCCAAUCUCUUAAACCACAUAUCACAAACAUAAAUAUCUUUAAAUGAAAGAAAGUAUUUUUAACACCGUGAUAUUUCACAAAGCCAAAGAAACUAAAUAAUGUGAAUAAUACUUGCUGAUUUGCAUUUAAUCCCGUAGAAAUAUGAAAACUUUCUGAAGAUAGUUAAAAUACUAAAAUGUAUUGUGCCAUAUCCAUUUUACGCGUUCUAUAGAAUUCUCCAAAUUAACGAACAUAUCAAGUUCUGUUCACUCAAAGUGACAUGAAAUCAUCAUUUCGCAAUUAGUACUAAAACGUCAAUGCAACAUACAAUAGCAAACAUCUAUACAAUACGUUGUUUUAGAGCAAUUAACAUUAUUUUUUUGCAUUUAUUUUUCAAAUGUUAAGUAACUUGGGUAUAGGAUCGUAAUGUAGGUAUUUUUUGUAUUUUUACUUUCUUUUUCCGAAUGUUACAUAUAUGUGUACUUUGUGAUAUGAAAUACAUUUAAUGAGAAGUUGUUUGGUAUAAUCCAGAUAUUUUAACAUUUAAGUUUUAUCAUUUUAUCCUCAGCUUAACUAGAUGUUAACGGCGGGUUGAUUUCGAAGUAGUUUUACAUGGACAUUAGCCGGUAAAGCCCGUAUACCUCCAUUUAUGUAGUACCUCAACUAUAUUAUUUUGUUUUUUUAUUUUUAUUUCAAUGUUACAGGCUGUUUAAUUUUUAAUAUAAAAAAAAGAAACACGUCGAUGAAAUAAUUUGGGAAAUAUUAAAGAUCAUAGAAUCAUAUUUAGCUGGAGCUUAGAAGGGAAAAGCAAGCGGGUAGUUUGAAUUGUAAAUAUAAGUUAGAAUACUUACAUAACUGAGUAUCGUGGCAUCGUUCGGGAAUACAAGCCUCGUGAUAUUAUUAACUAAAUAGUAAAUAGAUAAAAUCAUUAAUGGAAAGGAUUUUUAUAUAUUCUACUAAUGGAUUUAUUAAUAGUGAAACUUAGACUUAGUCUUCAUAAUGUUUUUUAAAUGUUUGUGUUUAUUGUUUUCGCUGUGCAAUGAUUUCUUAUUGGUUUGGCUGUUCAUUGAGCUUAUUGUUGACUGCUUCGUUGAAAUAUUGGAUUUUACAUCCCCACUUCUUUUGUGGAAGUUCUUUUUGUGAAUUAUUUGGAAGUAAUUUAUCUAAAUUGAUCUCAGUUGACAGCUGCGUACUACAUCAAUAUCGGAGACAGCCGUUGGUGAUUGUUGUUAGCUCUUAAACUAUUGUAAAAUUUGUGUUAAGUUUGGAUUAUAUGUCGGCAAAAAAGGAGGUUCAAAGUCGCAGCGUAAAAAUUUAAAAUUCAAUUAAAAAAUCACGAAAAUCAGUCGCUAAAAAUACAGCGAAACAAUAAUAAUUAAAAGUAUAUUUUGCAAUGUAUACCAAAAUACUGCAUUUUUAAAUAGUAAGAUGAAAGUGAGAAAAUCUUUUUUUAUAUAUAUUACGUGUAAAUUAUAGCAGCCCUUUAAAUCCGCAAUAUAAUUUUUCGCUUCUUCGCCAGUUAAUAACGUUAAGUUUAAAGAAAUAAUUUAAUAAACAGACUGUGUUACUAAUUAGUGUAAUGCACAAAUGAAUCAACAACGGGAUGCCUUCUAACAGUACAACUUUAACAAUAGCCUACACUAGAUAAAUAUAUAAGAAUCGCGUACUUUAGAAUGACUAUAUGGGCGUAGCUUUCGUCUCAAAAUAGUUGCAUAAAAUAUCUAGAUUAAUGUACUCUUUUAUGAGGAACAGCUAGAUAACGAUCUUAAAGUUGAGUAUUGAUCCACGCUCAACACUCGGGCGGUACGUUGUGGAUCUAUGCUCAGUUUUCGGAUCGUGUUUCGCUAGCUCUCUGGUAGCUUUAUGUAGUAAUUAGGCUUCAGUAUCUGAGCCAAUCUACUCCCAAAUGUCAUUUUAAAGUAUUUUUAUGGUCAGUUUUACUUUGCAAGAUCAGGCACUUUUGUAAUCAGAAUAAAGUUAAUACUGCCGGUUUUUUAAUCCGUUUUGUAUGAGUUGAUAGGGUUUUCCAUGAUUUUCCUUAGGAUUACUCGUGGAUAUAAUAAUAAUUACCUAAUCUUAUGAUAGGCAGGUAACUUGAACUUCUAUAUGAUCGAAGUUAAUCGUCUUGCGGGACUUCUCACCUGACAAAUACAUGUUCACAAACCGCUUCACAAAACUGUUUUCUUUUAAGAAAAUGAAAUGCUUUUAUCGUAAGUAUUACCUCCUAUAUUUUUAAGUAUUACCUCCAAUUAUAUAAUUUAAUUUCUAAUGUAUUAGUUUAGAGCGUUUGUUUGCCUCUGAAUACAGGCCGAUGUAUUUAUGUAUGUAUUACAGUUACAGCAUACAGACAGGACAAUGUUUUAUAUUUAUCUAAUUAUAUUGUAAAUCGCGAACGAGAUAUAACACUUGUUACAUAGUAUUUUUUCCCAUACAAUCAUUUUUUGUUGAUCCAUUUCCAUGUUUAAAAUGCAAUAGAUAUUAUCCGUUAUUAUUUUAUUUGGAAACCCUGUGGUUAUUAAAUAAAAUAGUAGCGAAACCAGAUCAUACAAUAGUUAUUUAUAAAUAAUUUAAAUUGCUCGAUCGGCGGAGGGACACCAUCUUUUUAAGAAUAAAUCGACUGCAUUUUUUAUUGAAACUGUUUUUUAAUAGUUGCUCACAAAUUAAUAUAAAAUACUUACGAACUUGUAGUUUUCGUACGAGAGUCACAGGUCGAUGUAUUCUUAAGUCAAUAGCUUUAAUAUUUAUAUCAGUAUCUUCCACUUUAAACGUAAUAUAAUUAUAAUAAUUACAGUUUUAGCAAUAGUUCCCAAUUCGCCACAGUACCUCAAUAUAAUAGUUACAUUUAUCUAUGACUUAUAAUAAGCUACAAUCAGCAGAUUUUCCUGUUUUUAAUGUCAAUUAAGAUUUUAAGGAGCUCUAUUUAUUAAUAGUGUAAGUCUUAUUUCCCAUUUUCGUUUUAAAUCGCCGAAAAGCGAAAAAAUUUCAGACUUCAAAAUUAACCUUUCAACCCCUAAAUGUUUUUUGUAGUUUAUUAUUUUAUCUUAUAAACAUUUCGUAUCAAAAAAAUCUUAGUGCCAAAUAUUGACAAUACAAUUAAAGUCAAAAUGUCAAUGAACAUCUCUUUGUAUAAUUUAACUAACUAUAGUAUCAGUGUUAAAUCUGCUAAACCUACAGUAAAUAGUUACAUUAAUAUAGUUCCGUAACUCAAAGUGCACUUACAACUUUUUAUAUAAAAAUAAUAAGUAUUAUAUACUAAGUAACACACUUGUCCCCCCGGUCGAGCAAUGUCGUUGAUAUCCCGUCUAUAACAGUACAUAAAAGAAAGUAUUUACAAUAUACACACUAUGACAUACAAUAUACUGACAGUUAUAUGCUAGAAGUAACUUUUAUCUACAGAUAAAGUAAGGCGGUGGUGCAGUUUUACCAAAAACUGUUAAUUUAUAAGCAAUUUUAUAUACAAUCCGAAUGUUGAGUGUUGAUACUGUUGAGCAUCGGAUGUCGAGUUGGACGCGUGCUCAGACGCCAGUUGAGCAUGACGUGUUGUAGUAUACUCAGUACUUAAUCUAUUAAGUGACGAGUUGUUUUCUCAUAAUGUUUACGUUUUUAUUUUUAGUAAAACUGUGCCGCUGUUUCUUGUUAUGCUCGGUAACACAUUUUAUACACAGAAAUAUUUUUUUACGAGAAAAAAAUACAAUUUAUAUUGUGAAAGUUAAUUAAGUGGCAAUUCUAAUUUACUGCAUUAUAUUUUUGCUGACACACUUAGGAUUAGAUUUUUCUUUUUUUCGUAAUUUAAUGUAUGCACGAUCUGCGUUUUUAUUAGCAUUGAUUUUCUUUUGUUUUCUUUAUAAGCUGGAUUCGUAAGUGAUACAUACGUUUGAUUACCAAAAAUUGGAAAAUUAAAUUAAUAAUUUAUUGUAUUUAGUAAUUUUGACAAAAAAAAAAACAAAACGAUCAAGCGUAAGUAUCACUUGCGACGUUUUAAUAUGCCUAAACUAAUAUUGUGUUACUAUGUAAAAGUUAUAGUUUGCCAUCGUUGAUCAAAGAUGAAAAAUAUGUGUUAAAUUUAGUUAAAUGGAGUUUUGUUAUACUUUUAAAGGGUCCGGGGAUGAGGUGUGUACAAAAAUGAUUUAUAGUAUUGUGUAUUGAUCGAAUAAGGUUAGAUGUGGGGCCGAUAGGACCUGGUAGGCUUCUCUUGAGAAUUGUUGUAAGUUACACCAGUCGGUGAAGGCACUUACAGUACUAUUGUUGUAGAUACCAGGAGGGUUCACGAGGGAUUUUAAAUCGUCACUGGAUGCAUGAGGGGAGCCCCGUCGGAGAACUGAACCCGCACCUCAUUAGUGCCAAUAUUAUAGGUUUUAUAGUAUAUAUUGCAUAGUAUGUAAUUAUAAAAGGUUUUCUCCAGGCUAAGUGCGCCUUCAGUUUUCCGAUAAGGUUCUUAUAUUGUAAAUUAAUGUAAGGUAUAUUUCGUGUUGUAUAUUUUUCGUAUGAAUGCAGUAAAUCAAUCAGUAUUAAAAUCGCAAUAGAUAUAAAAUGGGGAAAUCAUCCAAAAAUAACAUUAAUAUAUUUAAAGAAUAGGAAGCCUGAUUCGUAUUACAUUACUUGUUGGAUACACUUCAAAUACAAGGAGUGACGAAUGUUCUUGAAUAAAAAGCGCAAUGUACAACGAAUCAGUAAAUCUGCAUUGAUACUAAAAGUAGAAAACUCAUGUUUCAGUGAUAUUUAAAAAGUGGUGUCUUUACUUGUUUUGAUGUUGUUGAUAUAUGUGAAUAAGGAAUCAAUUCGGGUUGAGUAUGGUUGUCACCACGAAAAUAGAUUCUCGGUCACAUCUCCCAUUUGCGUUCCAUUGCCGGUCCACAACGGUCUUUAUCAUGACAAUACUUUACAGAGCCAGCAAUGGAACGCGAAAUGUAACCUGUCAAUCGCGUGUCAUUUUCGUGGUGACAGCAUUUUUGGUAGGAAGUUAGGAACAUAUCAGAUAGUCGGAAAACUUAGUACUAUAAGUAUCUUUGAAUCUGACUCUUUCGUCUAAACUAUACUGGAGAAAAAUAUAUCGGUUAUUUUUAGGUUUAGGUUUCUAACAAAAUCUGCGUUUCGAAUUCUCAGCGACGUAUAACAGUUGAAUGUAAGAAAAGUAUAAAAAUAAACUCGCAGUGAUUCCAUUGAU
Molecule: messenger RNA, 8200 nt
Organism: Helicoverpa zea (corn earworm)
Lineage: Eukaryota; Metazoa; Arthropoda; Insecta; Lepidoptera; Noctuidae
Gene: br
Product: broad-complex core protein isoforms 1/2/3/4/5
Exons: 8
Coding region: 232-1620 (462 amino acids)
Biological process (GO): regulation of transcription by RNA polymerase II
Cellular component (GO): nucleus
Molecular function (GO): protein binding
Source: RefSeq, a predicted model, not a curated record